AUGAGCAAUUCAUCCAUGCCCAGCCGUUUGCGGCGCAACAGCCACGCUACCCGUGCCAUCUUGAACGAUGCCUCCAACAAUAGCCUGAAGGAGAAUUCGCCCAGCAGCUCCAACAGCUGCGGCGAACGGGAUUGCUCUUCCCCCAGCAUGCCUCGAGAACAUCGCCAAAAUGGUCGCAAGCUGAUUUCGAAAAAGAGCAGCCGCAGUUCUCGCAAUUCGGCAUCAGAACCUUACUCUUCCGGCUCUCCCCGCACCACCACCUGGGUUCACUCUCGCUGCUCCGCCGCCUCGUCAUGUUCAGAAUUAUCGCCGUGCUCCAGCCCCGUGCUCUUCGCCAGCCACAACGAGCAGUUGCGCCCCGCUAGUCGCACGCACAUCCUCCCCAAUCAUACCGACGAAGCUCUCUCCGCUGAGUUUGGCGGCGUGCAACUCGGAAGUCAGUCCGUGAUCGAUGUGCUUGAAGACGACGACGACGACGGCGACGCUGUCUUUGAGACCUGCCCAUGGCUCAAGGGCAACUCAAUCGAGGACCACUACGAGGCGAUGGAGUUUGACAACGAUAUCCUGGAGGAGCUAUGUGUUCCCACCCCCGACCGUUCAGAUGGCUCAAGCCGAUUUCCCAUCUCCAAGCUGUCCAACUUGGGCGCAAGCAGUCUCAACCAAAGCUUUCCCCCCGCGAACAUGACCAGGCAGGCCGCCGCCACAGCCUCCCCACAGCUCACUGCCUCCCGACAGAUCAAACCGAGCAACACGGCCUUUCGAGCCACUUGCGCCCAAGGACAGCUAGCUGGAUCACCACUGCUUCUGCCAGCAGCCUCUCAGCCAUCAGCAUCGCCUGCUCGCCAAAUCGCGGAGAACCCAGGCCGCCCAGCGCCGCGCCGCGCCGUCACACUGCAGCGCUCCCAAUCCGAGUCGGCGGCUAGUCGCCGCCCCGUUCCCGACCUUGUCCCUUCCAGUUCCGAGGAUCGAAAGAGCGUGCCCCUCAGCCGGGACGUGCGCUCAGAAGCUGAUGUGUGUUCACCGUUACCCAAACUUCAAUCUGCGAUGCAGUCAGACCAUGACUAUGAGUAUCCCUUGCCGCUGACCGACACCCGGCACUGCAAACGCAAAUACAUUCGAGCCUACAUUUCUGGUGAAACUUUGUCUCGCUUGCUGAAGGGCGAGUAUGCCGAGCAUUUUACCCAUGUUUUGGUGCUGGACUGCCGCUUUUCGUUUGAAUACGACGGCGGCCACAUCCUGAACGCCCAGCGCGCUUGGCUACGCGAGCAUGUUCUCAACCAUUUGUUUUACAACCCGCAAGUGCCGUUCACUGAAACCCAUCGCACGGCCGUUGUCUUCCACUGCGAAUUCUCUGCCCAACGCGGCCCCGACCAAUACGAGUUUGCCCGCUGUCUUGACGACAUUUUCUCGCAUGGCACCGGACAGCGACUUUGGCCCAACAUGUUCAUUCUAGAAAAGGGCUACCGUGAGUUUUACAAGAACUAUCCCGAGCAUUGCUUUGGAAAGUACUGCGAGAUGAAGGACACUACCAAGGCGUCGGACCUCGCACAUGAUGAGCAGAUUCUCGAGUGCAGUCGUCUCAGCGUCCAAGACGCCGAGAAGCUGGAAGAAGAUCACGCUGCAUUCUUUGAAAUGCGAAAGCAAUUCGUCAAGGGAGGCCGCAGUGCCCUUACGAACCCUCGACGCAUGGUUCAGGGUGGUGAGCCGAUGACGCCUGUGCACCAGAUUACCAAGUACCGAUGA
This is a messenger RNA of Monosiga brevicollis MX1, 1743 nucleotides long. RefSeq lists its product as uncharacterized. Gene Ontology annotation, cellular component: nucleus; cytoplasm. Gene Ontology annotation, biological process: positive regulation of G2/M transition of mitotic cell cycle; G2/M transition of mitotic cell cycle; protein dephosphorylation. The record is from RefSeq and is a predicted model, not a curated record. The transcript is spliced from 6 exons. The coding region runs from base 1 to 1743 and encodes 580 amino acids. Gene Ontology annotation, molecular function: protein tyrosine phosphatase activity. NCBI's taxonomy places the organism in Eukaryota, Choanoflagellata, Craspedida, Salpingoecidae.